AUGCAAUUUUGAUGAUAACCAACCAAUGUUUGUGUACGUUGUAGUUUCUGUGUUGGCUGAACAGUUCAUUUUACUUAUGAAGAUUACGAAAUUAAAUUGAAAUUUUGUGUUAGUCAGUCUGGAAAGACAAGUACAAAAAAAAUUGAAAUCUGAUAAAUAACAUACGAUAAUCUUUUUCAACUGAUAAACGGCGGAAAAAGAAUAUAGCAUCAACAUAAAAACAGGUAUAUAAUCAGCAAAACUUGUAAGUAUCGUCUGCCAGGUUGGAAGUUUUAUUUCCUCCCGCCCCUUCAGUGAAUAAACAAAACCAUUCUUUACCGACUACCACAAGUGGAAGAUCGCCUUCUCGCGGAAAGUUCAAAGUGUUCCAGCAUCAUUACGUGUCAGAGCAGUGGAUCGAUUAGUCACUCGAAAUUUUACUCCAAAGAAAAGUCAUGGGAGCUGCAGAAAAAAUGCGAGCGCUUAUCUUAGUCGGUGGAUACGGAACCCGUUUGCGGCCACUUACUCUGAGCACACCAAAACCGCUGGUAGAGUUUGCGAAUAAACCCAUUUUGCUUCAUCAGAUAGAGGCACUCGUUGAGGCUGGGGUAAAUCAGGUUAUAUUGGCGGUGUCCUAUCGCGCAGAACAAAUGGAAGCUGAACUGAGACAAAAGGUGGAAAAAUUGGGUGUUAAACUAAUAUUUUCACACGAAACAGAACCACUGGGUACUGCUGGUCCACUGGCACUUGCUAAAGACAUUCUCUCCGAGAGUUCUGAACCGUUUUAUGUGCUGAAUUCAGAUGUAAUUUGUGACUUUCCAUUUAAAGAACUGGAACAGUUUCAUCGACGUCACGGAAAAGAAGGUACCAUUGUAGUAACCAAAGUGGAAGAACCAUCCAAGUAUGGUGUAGUGUUAUACGCUGAGGAUGGCUGCAUCAAAAAUUUCAUUGAAAAACCUCAGGAAUUUGUUAGUAAUAAAAUUAACGCCGGCAUGUACAUUCUGAACCCAUCGGUGUUAUCGAGGAUACAAUUGAAACCUACCUCGAUUGAAAAGGAAGUUUUUCCCAUUAUGUCACGGGAACAACAACUGUUUGCAUUUGAACUAAACGGUUUCUGGAUGGACAUCGGCCAACCAAGGGAUUUCCUCUCCGGAAUGUGCCUGUACCUGAAUUCUGUACGCCAGCGACAGCCAAAAAUCCUAUAUGAUGGUCCCGCGAAAUACGUCGGCAAUGUGCUUGUGGAUCCGAGCGCCAAAAUCGGAGCAGGCUGUAGGAUAGGUCCAAACGUGACUAUCGGUCCCGAUGUGGUAAUCGAAGAUGGUGUGUGUAUAAAGCGUUGCACUAUUUUGCGUGGUGCCGUAAUAAAAUCACAUUCGUGGCUAGAAAGUUGUAUCAUCGGAUGGCGCUGUAUGGUUGGCCGAUGGGUACGAUUAGAGGGUACUACUGUGCUUGGGGAGGAUGUAAUAGUGCAGGAUGAAAUCUACAUCAACGGUGGACAGGUACUACCUCAUAAAAGCAUAGCGCUGAGCGUACCCGAACCUCAAAUUAUAAUGUAGUGUACAGUUACGGAGGAAUUGUCUGUAUUGUUUUAUUUAAAUACUGCAAGAUGUUGAUCCAUUUCGUGCUGCUGAUCAGACCAACUAUGAUAGAUUGAAACAUCCAAUUUUCGAUUUGCCAAAAAUAAUCCCUGUGCAUUUAAAAAAAAAUUUUUUGUUUAUGUUCAUCUAAUCAGAUGUUAUGAGAAUAUUUUUUAUCUAAAUUUUAUUUUAUUUUGUUUUCAAAAUCAAUAUAUCUGCAUUCCAGUCUAAUACAAUUCA
This is a messenger RNA of Malaya genurostris, 1796 nucleotides long. It is a transcript of the gene Gmppb, whose product is annotated as mannose-1-phosphate guanyltransferase beta. The coding region runs from base 435 to 1535 and encodes 366 amino acids. Gene Ontology annotation, cellular component: cytoplasm. Gene Ontology annotation, biological process: GDP-mannose biosynthetic process; cell wall mannoprotein biosynthetic process. NCBI's taxonomy places the organism in Eukaryota, Metazoa, Arthropoda, Insecta, Diptera, Culicidae. Gene Ontology annotation, molecular function: GTP binding; mannose-1-phosphate guanylyltransferase (GTP) activity. The record is from RefSeq and is a predicted model, not a curated record. The transcript has 3 exons.